Molecule: messenger RNA, 5148 nt
Organism: Calidris pugnax (ruff)
Lineage: Eukaryota; Metazoa; Chordata; Aves; Charadriiformes; Scolopacidae
Gene: ZBTB33
Product: zinc finger and BTB domain containing 33
Exons: 2
Coding region: 309-2348 (679 amino acids)
Biological process (GO): regulation of transcription by RNA polymerase II
Cellular component (GO): nucleus
Molecular function (GO): RNA polymerase II cis-regulatory region sequence-specific DNA binding; DNA-binding transcription factor activity, RNA polymerase II-specific; protein binding
Source: RefSeq, a predicted model, not a curated record
CGGCGUCGGAGCCCGAGAAGCGGCGGGAGCCGGUGCCCGUUGUGCGGGGUCGGUCGGCGGGGAGCGCAGGUAACGCGGACCCUUGCCUUCCUCCGCCGCGCCGCGGGUCGCCUUCCCUUUCCCGCUGCCGGUGGGGCCGGCCCCCGUUCGCUUGGCCCGGAGCAGGAAGCGGCGGCGGCGGGCACGGCCUGGCCGCGCGGAGGGGCCGCUCCCCGGGGCCUGCCGCCUGUCAGCGCCGCCGCGGCGGGAGCCCGGAAAACACCUCCGCCACGGUGCCGUCUCCGGCUCGAAACGCUCGUUUUCAUGGAAUGGAGGGCAAAAAACUGAUUUCUGCAACAGACACACAGUAUUCUAGUGUGCUCCUUCAGUCUUUGAAUGAACAACGUGGCCAUGGACUUUUCUGUGAUGUUACUGUCAUCGUGGAGGACCGGAAAUUUCGAGCUCACAGAAACAUCCUUUCGGCCUCAAGCACAUAUUUUCACCAGCUUUUCUCAGUGGCUGGGCAAGUGGUUGAACUGAGCUUUGUAAGAGCAGAAAUUUUUGCAGAAAUUCUUAACUAUAUUUAUAGCUCCAAAAUAAUCAGCAUUCGAUCCGAUUUACUCGAUGAACUGAUUAAAUCAGGGCAACAGCUGGGCGUUAAAUUCAUAGCUGAUCUGGGCAUACCUCCGCCUGAAGGAAAAAACAUGCCGGGCGAGGCUAAAGAUGGUGCUUCAGAAACUUCAACUUCUAGCCCAGCUCAAAAGGAUGCUGAAACACAAGUACCUGUAAUAAGGCCAGAGAGUCAAGAGGUGACGGAUGGGAUGCCGGUUAUAACACAGUCAUUCUCCUUACAUGGCAUAGAAUAUGAGCCUGCAAAAAUUACAAUGUGUGUUUCGGAUGAUGAGGAUGAUGAUGUGAUUUUUUGCUCUGAGAUUGUUCCUCCAAAAGAAUGUACUAAAGAUACAAAUGCUGCAACACAGAACCAACCUUCCCCAAGUCCAACCGGAGCUUCUGACCAAAAAUCAUGUGGCAGUGGUAGCUCUCCCCAUUUGACAAGCACCACAGCAGCUCAAAAACUCACCUCUUCUGCCAGUCAGCUAAGCUCAAACCAGCCACAAUCAAGUGCUGAAUCACUUGUCUCUGCAACACCGCAGCAUUUGACUCCUAAUAUCAUUGUGCUAAAUAAGCCUCUACUUAACUCAGCUCUCAAUGCCAGCUCCUUGCAUCAAACACAGGUGACCCCUACAAUUAAUUUAGUGGAGGACAACCCACAGCCAUCUAAUAAUGAUUCCUUAACUGAGGAGAAAACAACUGCUGUUGAUGAUGAAGAGGUUGUUGAAGAUGAUGUGGCUAUCAUUAGCUCCUCUAGUCCUGGUUCAGUCAGCAAUAGCUCUUUGGUUCAGCAGUCUUCUGAACCCAAGGCAGCAACCACUGAAGGAUCAGGCGUACAGAAAAAACAAGUUGUUACAUGUUCACAGGAGCCAUUUUCUAAACCUGGAGAAUUUAAAAUAAAAAUCUCAGAUGUCCUUAGUGGAAACAACAAGGAAUUCAGUUCGGGUAUAGCAUCAAAGAAUGUGUCAGAAGGACAGAAAAUCAUAACGUUAGAUACAGCAACUGAAAUAGAAGGCCUGUCCACAGGCUGUAAGGUUUAUGCAAAUAUCGGUGAGGAUACAUAUGACAUAGUCAUUCCUGUAAAGGGUGAUUCUGGGGAAGGUGAAGCCAAGGUUGAUGAAACGCCUAAAACGUCUGGUGAUGAUUCUCCGAACAGGAAACGCAUGAAAGUAAAGCACGAUGACCAUUACGAGCUCAUAGUGGAUGGAAGAGUCUACUACAUCUGUAUUGUGUGCAAGAGAUCGUACGCUUGUCUGACAAGUUUACGGAGACAUUUUAACGUUCAUUCCUGGGAGAAAAAGUACCCGUGUCGAUAUUGCGACAAAGUUUUUGCUCUUGCAGAGUACCGUACGAAGCAUGAAAUUCACCACACGGGUGAGCGGAGGUACCAGUGCCUGACGUGUGGCAAGUCUUUCAUCAACUACCAGAUUACAGCCUCCCACAUAAGAUCAGUUCAUAGCCAAGACCCUUCCGGAGAUACCAAGCUUUAUCGAUUGCACCCUUGCAGGUCUCUGCAGAUCAGACAGUAUGCAUACAUUACUAAUCACUCAAGCAGUAUACCAGUGAUAAAUGAGGGUGGAAUUGUUUAUCGUGUUGGCACAGGGAAGGAUGGCACUGAAGGAGCAACAUCUAACCCUCCAGCCAAACAAAUUACCUGGGAUGACAUUUUCAUUCCGCAGGCAAAUGAAGCAAUUUUUAAGCAAAACCCACCAGAGGGAAGUACUGAAUUUGAGUUUGUAAUUCCAGAAUCUUACUGAAACGCAUUAAAUACUGGGAAAAGGAUUCAGUGCAGAAAUAUUGCAGCUAUUUUAAAUGAACUGUUACUGUAAAAUCAAAUGUUAAAGUGAAAACAAGUUAGCUUGUUCUCCCAAGUCAUCAAAUGUUAGCACUUGGAUAGAUCAUUAUUAGCUGCAAGUGAUUUUGUGGAAGCAAUUCAUCUGAAAGUUUACUUGAAUAGAGAGUAAGACAUUUCCAAGGAGCUGGCAGUGUUUUCUGGUAUGUUAAUUUUGAUCAAAACGUGGGGAUUUGUAGCUUGAAGAGGUACAAUUUCUUCUAAAGUAAUUGGGGUAUUGCCCGUACCCAUACUUACCAUCUAAACCCUUUCUUUCACGUUAGCAUUUAAAUGCUGAAUUGUGUUUAGAUGUUAGCCAAGAAAACAGUAACAUUUUACAUCAUAGUCUCUUGAAUAUGGAACCAUUUUUUAUUAAAACAAAAAAUCGCACAACUCGUAUUUAUUUCUGUGAACAAUGCGUUACUGCAGGGGUCCAAAAUAACUGAUUCAGUAGUUUGGAGCAGUGUAUUUCUGAACUAGCAUCUUAGUUCUGCUUUUAUAAGCGCUAUGAAUCAUCUGUCUUCAUGCAAAUAGUCUUGCCAACAAGAGAUACUCAGUUAGGGCUAACUUGAACAAACUAUUUAUACUUGGCAGUAUGGUGAGCAGAGUAUUCAAUGUCUGGACCAUUGUAUUUUACUCUUUUUGAAAUGGAAAAAAAAACCCACCAAACCCACAAAGCUCAACAGUGAAUAAGCUUAGAACACUUAAGGAGAUAAUUUUGCCUUUUCAAAGCUUGAGGAAUAAUGUUAGGUUUUCUUACCUCUGGAAAAGAUGCCAGUAGUUAGUUUGGAAUAAAGUGCUGUUCCUUUUUUUUUCCCCUCUUCAAGAAGGGCUUCAGACUGGUAUUUUAAAAAAAGUGAAGUUUUUCCCCAUUUAUAGGGUGUGGAAGCAUGAGACCUAAACCAACAAUCAAAAAAUACCCUCCAUCCACCAUCAUCCAAAGUAUCAUUUCUCUGCAGUUGUCUAGGUGUCAUCUAUUUUCAGUUUUGGGUUUUUCUAUCGUCCUUUUUUUUUUUUUUUUCUGCUUGCAAUUGGUACAUCUUUAGGCACUUAGAAGAUAAAUUAGAUGUCCAGCUUGAACAGGAAACAGUAGAACUGAGAAAAACAAGCAGCUGUUUACUGGAGUCAUAGUUUAGCAUUUCAGAUUUAGUGACUUGUUGAAUUUUUGUAAAUGGUAAUAUGAAAACUGCUUAAGUUCUAGAGAUGACUGAGAAAGAUUGUUGUGCAUAGUACAAGUUAGUUAUCCUCACUUUUAGUUGUUUAAAUUACAGUUAAAGCUUUUUCUUUUCUUUUUAACGUUUCCUGUAAUCAUCUUGAUCUUAACCUGCAAGGUUAAGGUUUUAGACAUAUAGUACUCUAGACAGAAAGACAUUUAAAUGGUAAAUGGUUCAAAUACAACUUGAGCUACAAAAAAAAGGUACCAGAAAUCUGCAUGAGUAAUGAAGGGAGAAGGAGGAUUUUUUUUACCUUAUGCAUGUAAUGCUCACCACUUCUGUUUUGUAGGCCAAGAACGUGAUACACCUGAUUAUUUCCAGAUCAUAUUGCAGACCCCUUUGACUGUAGUGGGGUAUGCUUUCACGUGUUCCAGGCUGGAUGUUAUCUGAGACGACUUUCAGCAGCCAGAGGUGAUCCUCACAAGACAUAAGUAUGGGUUGCGGGUGUUAGCACCGGUAGCUCUGGCUUUCGGGUUUCCUGCUACAUUGAGAGACUUCCUGAACCUCUUGACAAGAGAAAUACAAUGUUAUUUUUGUUAUUGAUGUGACACAUCUGGAGUUAAGCAUAUGUUGCAAAGUGUACAUUCAGUAAUCAUUGAGCAUAAUGGCUAUCAAUAUUUGCUGCUGAUAUAUUUAAAACCUUAAAUUAAACUGUGCCUACUAAAGGCCUCUUUUUGGAGGAAAACUGGAAAAUUAGGGCUUUUAAACUAUUUUUGCUAGAAGACUCGUGCUCGCAUGUGUCUCAGGGUCUUCAGUUUUCCUUGGAAGUGAUUUUUUAAUACCAGAAGUCCAGAGAUCAUGUAAAGCAAUUUUUAAUUUCACUUACAGUAUUUAUUGGUUUGGAAACAUGUUAAAUCCAUUCUUUUAAAACUUUUUUAUGGGGCCAUGAGCUUUUAUAUUUAGAUUUCUAGCUAUUUCACUUACAUUUGUUUUUUUAUUUGUUUUUGUAAACACUUAGCUUCCAGUUUAACUUAAUGAAAAAUCUUAUGUAAAUAUUAAGAAAUUGGCUUUGGGCUAAUGGAAGAAAAAGAUUAAAUCUGAAAAAGCAUUUAUAUAAAAAUUAAAAAUUUCAACAGAGUAUGGUAGCAAACCUCACAGUCAUUUAUAUGCAUAUAAGAACAUUAAUGAAUCUGCUGCAAAAUAUUAUAAUGGUGGCUGUCCUCAUUGUAUGGUUUCUUUGGGGAUUUGUACCAUAGCAUUCCAGUGUAUGAAUUAAACAAAUUCUGAGUUAACAAUUGACUGCUUAUUUAUUUUGUACUGUUAAGGCAUGCAGCUUAUAAAAAGAUGCAGAAGCUGAUGACUAUAUACAUUGAACACUGGUUCUACAGCUAUUGCCUAAAACUGUUCCAUGUGAAACAUUUGUCAUUUUCGCAAGAUCUGUAAUGUAUAUAGUUGUACAGUCUUUCCUUAACAUACUUUUAAAAGUUGUGUUCUACUUUUCAUUAAUCAAUACUUGAUAUUAGUUCUUAGAGCUUUCUAUGGCAAAAAAUAAUAAAAAAAAAUAACUCUAAA